AUGAUAAUCGAUAUUAUUAAUCGAAAUAUUGUAACUAAAGUUCAGUUUACAUUUGAAACAAAUAAUUACUCUAAUUAUGCUUUAAAAUCAACGAAAAUUUCUUCUUUAUUAAAUAACGAAAAUAUUCUUGAAUACUUAAAUUUAACUGAUCUAUCUUUUGAUGAUUGUCUUCUUGUCGUGAAAGGAAGCAAUGAACAUAUAUUAACAAAAGAAGAUCUUCAAAAAUCUAUAGAUACUUAUUCAAUUACUGAAAAUGAGCCCAUUCAUUUUCAAAUAAUGACCUUAGUACAAAUAACAAAAUAUGACGAUGAAGAACAAAUAAAAGUUCCUUUAUUAAAUAGAAAUAUAACUAUUGAAGAAUUAUUACAUUUAACAAGAAAAUCAAUAGAUAUUUAUAAAUAUUUAGCUACAAAUGAUACAAAACGAAUUCUUAAUUCUAAUGAAAAACUUUCAAAUUUAAAUAAAACAAAAUUUAUUCUUAUUAAAGAAAAUGAAAUGUGUCUUGUAUUGAUUAAGAAAUCGAAUGAUUUACAACCUAUUCAUGUUACUGAAGAAGAAAACGAAAAAUAUCAACGAUUUAUUGUUUGUGCUACAAUUGCUGAUGUUAAUAAAGAAAAUCAACAAGAUAUUUUACAUCAAUAUCUUUUGUAUUCAAAUGAUAUUGUUCCAUCAACUGACAUCCAAUUAAUAACAUUUCAAUCAGAAUCAUUAAUUCAAUUUAUUGCCAUUGAUCAAAAUUUACCAAUUACUGUUACUAUAAAAAAUACUGAAGUAAAUAAGUCAAUUCAAUUCAAUUGUAGACUUUCGAUAACAAUAAAGCGUCUCUAUGGAAUUGCAUGUCAACUAUUCUGCUUGAAAAGAGAGUAUUAUUGUUUAAUUAUGAAUGAAACUACGUUGGAUGAUGAUGAUGUCUGUUUAGAAGAUAUUGAUGAAAAUAUGACUGAAGUUCAAUUUAAAAUAAUUUCUGAAGCAUCUAUACAUUGCUCUAUCAUGUAUGAUAAUCAAACGGUUAUAUUACCAUGCCAUAAAGAUACAAUAAUAAUGAUCAUCGUUAAAGAAACAAUGGAGAAAUUACACAUAUCAGAAGAUAAUAUAAACAUGUAUGAGUUGAUAGCAUUGGAUGAUGAUCAAACACAAAUUGAUUUUGACUUAUCCGUUGAUGAUAUUCUCGGAUCGUUUUCCACUGGUUCAACCACAAUAUCAUUUGAAUUAAAGAAAAAAAAAUAUAUGAAACAAACAAUUUAUACCACAAAAUAUAUUCCAUUCGCGUUUGACUUCCAUGUAGUUCAGAAAAUUUUCGAAUAA
Molecule: messenger RNA, 1305 nt
Organism: Rotaria sordida
Lineage: Eukaryota; Metazoa; Rotifera; Eurotatoria; Philodinida; Philodinidae
Source: the annotation of a GenBank genome assembly